This is a messenger RNA of Chara braunii, 994 nucleotides long. NCBI's taxonomy places the organism in Eukaryota, Viridiplantae, Streptophyta, Charophyceae, Charales, Characeae. The record is from the annotation of a GenBank genome assembly.
UGAAGCAUCAUCAUCAUCGUCAUCAUCAUCAUGGUGAAUUGGCUGGGUAAUUGCAGACACUAUUCACAUCUUGCAGCCAAGGUUACGUGCAAGUAUGGUCCAUGGGUAGUGGCUCCAGCCAAGGCGGCCACAUUUCGAGAAGGUCGAGCAAGGAAGACACUUCUGCGCGAGCGCGGUUUCGUUUGACCCGGACCCAGCGAUGGCAGGCACAUGAGACUAAAGUGGUCGGACUGGCUUUUAUCAACAAUGACCGCUUGCUGGUGACAGCAACAUUUGAUGUCGCCCGGCUAUGGACAGAAGAGGGUGCGCUCGUUGGUGAUUUUGGCCAAAGCAAGCUGUGGGAUCUUGGAAGAGUGGAGACAUGGGCAUACAGAACACCACGGGUGGUCAAGGAAACGGCGGACAAGGAGGGGGGAGCAGAAAAGGGACAACAGCAACCAGAUGGCUCUGCUCAAGGAAAAGCAGGUGGAGGAGAUGCCGGCUCUGAAGACGGUUCUAAGGAUGGAGAGAGUGAGAUUGGAUGGGAUAGUGGACAGAAGAUAGACAGAGUGAUUGAAGGACUCUCGCAAAAGAUAAAGCAAUGUCUGACAGCCGAUCUUGAGCGUCAAUACAAAAAUCGCCUUGAAAUAAAGCCUCUGUCACCGAUACCCAGGACACUUUUUCCAAACAGAGUAAAGGAGGCGGCGAAGAAUUAUCUACCCAGUAAGCAUGACUCCAAGGGAGCCUUGUAACACAGAGGUAGCCGACCGGACCCCAGAGCUAACUGGAGCUAAUUGGAACUAUUUGGAACCACCAACCAGACCUAAUUGGAACUAUUUGGAACUAUUUGGAACCGGCAACCAGGGCUAAUUGGAGCCAAUUGGAGCUCAUUGGACCUAAUUGGAACUAAUUGGAACUAAUUGGAGCUAAUUGGAGCAAAUUGGAGCUAAUUGGAACCGGCAACCAUGAGUCGAAAGGAGGGUUGUAGCACAGAGCUUAUUGGAGCCGGCAAUCG